AUGAUUCAUCACGACGGAAUUCCUCCUCCCCCUCUUCUUCUUCAACACUGCUGCGCCCCCACCUCUCAAUCUCUUUCACUCUCUCGGCUGACACAUACACACUCAAUCGGAUCUCCCUCUCUCCCUUUUUUGGAAUCACGCACGCUGGCACACACACACACAGAUCAGCACGCCGCCCCCUCUUCUCUCCACCCUCAUCUCCGGCCAACACCGGCCCUCCUCCGACGAGCAGCGACCUACGGUCACCGCCGCGCCACCACUCCUCUCUCUCAAGCCCCGCCGCUGUGGCUCCACUUCCGACGAAGCAGCGCCCGACCUCCCUCAAGUUCUCUCAUCCCUCUGAUCUCGUUUCCCCCCUGGCUCCGACCGGCAGCAGUAGUUAGCUCACCGCCGGCCGCCGUCUCCCUCUAUCCUAAGUCAGACGGCAGCGAACCGCCACCAGUCGCCCGACUCACCGCCCUCGCCUCCCCCUCUCUGGCGCUUGACUCCGGCAGACAGCAGCAGUUAACAACCGCCGCCGUUGCCGCCCUGGCUCGACUCGGCUCUCACAACAUCCGACAACCAACAAUAAAACAGAGUUCAAGUGUAUUGCAAGUUGGGGGUGGUAUCAAUACAAGCAAUGCCUUGACUUACAUAGAUGAAGGAGCAAGUCAUUUUAUCAAACAGGUGCUGAAGAUGAAUGAAUCAACAGAUUGCAGGAAGAUGUAGCUGACCUGAACCGCCUGCACCGGAGGAAUGUUGUUGACAGAUGCUGUUUGAGGUAGAUGAUAAGGCGAAGUAGUUUUUUAAGAGCUGAUUCUCUAAUGCUCUCACUCACGUAUAUCACACAAAACAAUUUACAACCCUAAAUCAUUUUAAUUUUCAACUAGUAUAUUCACCCGUGCAAUGCACCGACGUGACAUUUAAAACUAUAUAAUUAUAAGGUGUGAUAUUAUAACUAUCAAAUAACUUAAAUAUAUCAUAAAUAGUACUAAGAUAAAUACAAUAUAAAGUUAUAUUUAUUUAUUUUUUUCAAAAAAGUCAUAUUUACAUGCAUGUGUUGUAUUCAUAUGUUCUGUAUUUAAUUUUGUGAUUUUAUGUACUAUAAAUAUUUUCAUUUGUAAGUGCUAUUUAAAUUAUCUAAAUAAAUUAGUGAUAUUACAUAAUUUAUUUGUGCUAUGUUUUCAAUUCUUAUUAUCUUCAAAAGUUUAUCUUUUAAUUUUCAAUAUGUUUUUGUUUUCUUUUCUAAUUAUAGAAGAAACACAUCAUAUGUAUUGACGGGAAUAAAUAACAAUGAGUAGUUUUUAUAUACAUUAAAAAAAUGGAUAUGUUUCUAUUACAAAUUAGAAUGCUAAUUUUCAUUAUUAACAGAAAAUUAAAUAUACAAAUUUGUUUCGUCUUAUAGCACACACUAAUUAUCCAAUAACAAUAUAUAUAUAGGGUGUGGUUCUAGAGAGAACUAUAUUAUUUGUAAGAACGUGAGAACCAUCAAAUCUAAUGCAUCCACUGUAAAAAUUAAUGCAUACGCUGUUAAAAUUAAUGCACUCAAAAAAAUAAAAAAAAAUUGCUCCCUUCAGGAUUCGAACCCAAGAUCUGUAUUCAUCUAACAAGAUGAUGCAUCCACCGUAGAUCUUGAUGAUCGAAUAGCUGAAAAUAGUUCUCCAUUCUUUUUUUAUUUAGUGGUUUUAUUUUGAACUUCUCCCUAUAUAUAUAUAUAUAUAUAUAUAUAUAUAUAUAUAUAUAUAUAUCCAAUAACAAUAUAAAACUAAAUAUUUAAAAAUUCCUACUUUUUUUAAUCAAUUUUGUGUGCUUCUUUUUCUUCUUCUUAUUCUCAAUGUAUUUUUAUUUUAAGAAAUAAGAGCAAUUUUUAAUGUAUGAAUUUUAUGUAGAACACGUAUGAAUUCGCUGUAUAAAAGUAUGAAUUGUGAAAAAUAAUUUUUUGCUACCUUUGGGAUUCGAACUCAGGACCAUAAAUUCAUCCAACAGGAUUACGAAUCAACCGUAGAUCUUGAUGAUCUAAGGGUUGAAAAUGAUUCUUAUUUUAUAUCUUAAGAAAUGCUCUUAUUUUAGCCCUU
Salvia miltiorrhiza (redroot sage) is the source of this 2054-nucleotide messenger RNA. RefSeq lists its product as uncharacterized. The record is from RefSeq and is a predicted model, not a curated record. The transcript is spliced from 4 exons. Lineage: Eukaryota; Viridiplantae; Streptophyta; Magnoliopsida; Lamiales; Lamiaceae. Bases 1 to 708 code for a protein of 235 amino acids.